UAUUAUUAUUUAAUCAUGGAUCCUAAAUUUUCAAAAAAUAAAGACAAGCCAGAAAACACUGCCAGUCAGCCAUCCUACUUAAUAGUGCAUGCUACUGGAGAAAAACCUUUGUCAAAAUGCUCCCCUUUUUUGAUUCAGAAGUUAUUUGAAUCAACGAUCGGACACCUGAAAAAAACACAAAAACUGAGGUCAGGAGACCUACUUGUAGAAACUGCCUCACCUCAACAGUCGGCAAAACUUCUAGCUGCAAAGAAAUUGGGAGACAUUGAAGUCACUGUCACACCACAUGGAAGUUUGAACUCUUCACGUGGUGUGAUAUCUGAGUUUGAUCUGAUGUCUGAAGAUGAAUCAGAUAUUCAGAUUGGCCUUUCAGACCAAGGUGUUACUGCUGUCCGACGUAUCUCCAUUCGUCGGGAUGGCAAGUUAAUACCAACUAAACAUUUAAUCCUCACCUUUAACAAGCCGACAUUGCCAUCUUUUAUUACAGCAGGUUAUCUGCGCUGCCCUGUCCGUCCGUACGUUCCAAAUCCGCUGCGUUGUUUCAAAUGCCAGCGGUUUGGACAUUCACAGACAUCCUGUCGUGGAAAGAGCGUAUGUGCACAGUGUGGGACUGAAGGUCACGAGAGUACCGAGUGUACCAGUACCCCAUGCUGCGUUAACUGCAAAGAUGCCCAUCCUUCUUACUCUCGAAAAUGAGCCCUGCAUGGCAAAGAGAAAAGGAGAUACAAUGGGUGAAAACAGUAAACAACUUACCUUACCCAGAGGCGCGCUGAAUGGUCACUUCAAGUGCACCACUAAAACAAAAGACAUUCGCUGCUGCUUUGAAGUCCACAAAAACA
Molecule: messenger RNA, 839 nt
Organism: Centruroides sculpturatus (bark scorpion)
Lineage: Eukaryota; Metazoa; Arthropoda; Arachnida; Scorpiones; Buthidae
Exons: 1
Coding region: 16-696 (226 amino acids)
Molecular function (GO): nucleic acid binding; zinc ion binding
Source: RefSeq, a predicted model, not a curated record